This is a messenger RNA of Lottia gigantea (owl limpet), 2055 nucleotides long. RefSeq lists its product as hypothetical. The transcript has 17 exons. Lineage: Eukaryota; Metazoa; Mollusca; Gastropoda; Lottiidae. Gene Ontology annotation, molecular function: ubiquitin-protein transferase activity. The record is from RefSeq and is a predicted model, not a curated record. The annotation marks the transcript as partial.
UGGGAAGAAGUGGUAGAACAAAAAUAUUCUCUUCAACUACCAGAGCAUAAAGUUAUUAUACCAGAGGCCGAUGAAAGGACUGUCAAUCAAUUGAAACAAGUCCCACCCUCUUGGACAUUAAUACAAGAUGAAGCUCUUGUGAAGUUAAUGUCACUGCAAAUGACUGCUGAUAAUGAUACAUUAGGAAGCAUUAAAAAUGUUGUGGAAUCCUUGGAUGUAUCCACUUCAUGUGAUGAAGAUGGUGCAGCCAAUUUAACUGAUAAUGAUCCUGAUACAUAUUGGGAAAGUGAUGGAACUCAGGGUCAACAUUGGAUACAGCUACGCAUGAAGAAAGGAACAAUAAUCAAAAAAUUAAGUAUAACACUGUGUAGUAGUGAUGAUAAUUAUUUACCAAGUAAUAUACAAGUCCAGGUUGGAGAUGUAGACAUGAAAAACCUGGCCACAGUCAACCCUGACCGAAUAAAUGGUAAACAAGAUGUUGUUUUAUUAUCUAACUUAACAGAACAUUAUCCCAUUGUGAAAAUCAGAUUCAAAGAAUGUAAAUCAGGUGGAAUAGAUACAAGAGUUCGUGGUAUAAAAGUCAUAGCGACUGGGGAGAAAAGCAACACGUAUGAUAAAGACUUCUUCAGUAGUGAUAAUUUAGUUCGGUUUCCAAGGUUACAAGCGUACAGUGCUGAUCAACUGUAUAAUAGGUCCCAAUAUGUAUUUUCCAGGUUUAUUACGUUAUUAGACAGUAUAUUACAAUAUAUUAUACCAGCCUGGAAUACAUCAGCUCAUAACAAAAACCCUCUAGAGGGUAUCCGAGGAUUAUUACCACUCUCUAAAAGAAGAAUGGCUCUAGUUGAUACAUGUUUAAAAGAUUCAGCUCAUGAACCUCCCGAGAAGCCUUUAGUUCAUAUCAACCGAAGAUUGGCCAUGGAACAUCGUUGUAACCCUGGUAACGACCCAACCUGUAAACACUCAAUAUUUAAUCAGUUAUAUGAUGGGUUAAAACCACAAGAACGGAACUCAAAACCUCUUGACUAUAGGUGGAAUUAUAGACAUGACCAGUGGUGGGAGUGUAAAUUUACAUUAGAAGGAAUUAUAGAUCAAGGUGGCGGGUUUCGAGACAGUUUAUCAGAUAUAGCUGAAGAGUUAUGUCCCUCUAACCCUGAUUGUCCAGUCCCUUUACCUUAUUUUAUUAGAGCACCAAAUCAGGAACAAGAUGUAACUAAUGUAAAUACAGAUGUCUAUGUACCCAAUCCUCUGUGUCUUGAUAAAGAAAAAUUAAUCUGGAUUGGACAGUUGAUGGGAGCUUGUUUUAGAAGUAGAGAAAUAUGUGUGAUAUCAUUAUCAAUGUUUAUAUGGAAAAAAAUAAUCAACCAAACUGUAACAUGGACAACAGAUUUUAGUACUGUAGAUAGUUUAGGGGUAGUUUUAAUAGAUCAACUAGAAACUUUUGACUCAGCAACCUUCAACUCUGUGUCAAGGUCAUGGAGUUAUAUUUCAAGUAAUGGAACUACUGUGAUAUUAAAAAUGGACAACUCGGGAAAUCCCUUGCCAUUGAAAUAUGACCAUCGAGAAGAAUAUUGUAGUAAAGUAAGAGAAUGUCGGAUGAAAGAAUUUGAUGAACAGAUCAACUAUAUCCGAAAUGGGUUAUUACAAGUGAUACCUAAAGCUGUGUUAGAUUUAUUAACAUGGCAGGAACUAGAGAGUAAAGUCUGUGGGGAUCCUGUUAUUUCUAUUGAAGCUCUGAAGAAAUCUACUCAUUAUGAUGAAGUAGAAGAAAAUGAUGACAGAAUAAAAUUUCUAUGGGAAGCCUUGAAGAACUUCUCCAACGAAGAUCGUAGUAAAUAUAUCAAAUUUGUCACUGGAAGACGAAGAUUACCUGCUACUAUUCAAGUCUCAUCAGGGAAAAUUGAUGCUGUCGAUAGUUUACCUGAAUCCUCAACCUGUGCCAAUAUGCUAUAUUUACCUUACUAUUCAAGUGCCAAGGUUGCAGAAGAAAAGAUUCGCUAUGCAGCGUAUAAUUGUGUUGCUAUAGAUACAGAUUUAAAUCCUUUGUUUGACGAAUAA